Molecule: messenger RNA, 2175 nt
Organism: Lachancea meyersii CBS 8951
Lineage: Eukaryota; Fungi; Ascomycota; Saccharomycetes; Saccharomycetales; Saccharomycetaceae
Source: the annotation of a GenBank genome assembly
AUGGCAUUAGGUUCCAGAUCAAACAAUCAGGUUGAUUCCUUAUCAACAAACAUAAGCAUUCCACAACAACAAGAUCACCGAAGAAGACAGUCGAUACUACUGCUAUCCGAGUCUGUAGCUAGCAGACGGUCCUCUAAGUUUUCUAGAGAUGCUUUGAAGCUAGGAGUCGAUGUACAAAGUCCCAGACAGGCGAGCAGCAUCGAAUCACGAGUCCUUAUCGAUGCGGGGUCUCCCAAUUUUAGAACACGCAAGCGCAGUCAACACGACGAAAUCAUCAAUAGUCUGCGUGCUAACUACCUGAAUGACUAUAUGUCGUCUAGAAAAACGGAUGCGGACUCUUCUCCCUCCGAAACCCUAGCUCGGACAGACGACUUUCCACUUGUUGACGGCCUAGAUAUACAAGAUAGCCCUGGAAUUCCGGAACGGGACCACAAUCUAGAAAGCCAAGGUGGUCAUAUUACCAGAGAACUGUACCGUUUGACCUCUGCAAGUCAUGGCUUGAAAAAAACGCACUCUGCCGAUGAUCUUGAUGUCACGAAGCAGGUUUCACGGCCUGAGUCUACAGCAAGUGCUUUGAACGUGCCAGGUGGGUUCCGUCGUGAAUUCAUAGUCAAGAAACACAAAAACGGUAAAGAUUUGAACACGUCUGCAGGCAGUGAGUCUGGAACUUGUUGGUCAGACGAUUCUGAGUCGCAAAGAACAGAUCCGAAUAACCUAGACAAAGUACCGUUUCUGACAAGAAACUUUCUGGAGUUUCUGUACGUGUAUGGCCACUUUGCAGGUGAGUCAUUCGAAGAAGAUUUCUAUCCGGAGCAGAGGGCUGGAUCAGAAGAAGUAGACGAACGGAGUCCUCUUUUGGCGAAGAAAGGUGCCAAAACCACUGGGAAGGUGUUUGUUCCCAAGUCCGCCAAGGGUACGACUUCUACGAUUAAGGCAUUUCUCCUGAUGAUCAAGUCCUUUAUUGGCACCGGAGUCUUAUUUCUUCCAGCGGCGUUCUCCAAUGGCGGCCUUUUCUUCUCUAUCGUGAUGCUGACUUUUUUUGGGCUCUAUUCAUACUGGUGUUACUACAUUCUGAUUCAAUCCAAAGUAGCCACUAAAGUUUCGUCCUUCGGGGACAUCGGACAAGCUCUCUAUGGGCCUUGGAUGAAAUUUGUGAUUCUACUGUCCUUGGUGCUGACUCAAUUAGGCUUUUCGGGUGCCUAUGUCAUAUUCACAGCGAAGAAUUUGUUGGCAUUCAUCAAUAACGUGUUUCACUGGUCUGAAGUCAACAUUUUUCACUUAUUGGUGGUACAGCUAAUAAUAUUCAUUCCUCUGUCAUUUAUUAGAAACAUAUCCAAACUGUCGCUACCAUCACUACUGGCCAAUUUCUUCGUCAUGGGCGGAAUAUUAAUUGUCAUAGCUUUAACUGGUAAGCAUUUAUUGAUUGAUCUCAAUUGCCAACCCGCUGAUGGUAUCACGAUGAUCUUCGACCCAAGCCGCUGGACACUUUUUGUAGGCACUGCAAUUUUUGCUUUUGAAGGAAUUGGACUUAUUAUACCAGUACAGAGCUCAAUGAAGCAUCCAGAAAAAUUCCCUUUGGUCUUGGGACUGGUGAUUACCACUGCCACAGUGCUGUUCGUGAGCGUUGCCACACUCGGUUAUCUAAGUUACGGUAAAGAUGUUCAAACUGUUAUCCUACUGAACUUACCUCAAGAAAGCAUUUUGGUCAAUUUGAUUCAAUUUUUCUACUGCUUGGCUAUUUUACUGUCCACUCCGUUACAACUAUUCCCAGCCAUCGCAAUUGUGGAGAGUAAAGUGUUUCCAAAAUUCACCAAAAUUUACGUCAAACGUAACGAUCAAACAGACGUUCAAUACAAGCCUAAUUCCGGAAAGCUCGACUGGCGUGUCAAAUGGCUCAAAAACUCCGUGCGCUCUCUCAUAGUAACGGCCACCGUGAUGGCGGCGUACUUUGGUGCGGACAACCUCGAUCAAUUUGUAUCCAUUGUGGGUUCAUUUGCAUGUAUUCCAUUGGUCUACGUUUACCCACCGCUGCUUCAUUUAAGAAGUUGCAGCAAACCUGACUGCCAUGAGGCCAAGCAUUUUUGGCAAAGAUGGCCUGUGUACCUCGACUACGCAUUAAUAGUCUUUGGGAUGGUCAGCAUGAUAUACACAUCCUAUCAAAGUCUCAUGAGUUAA